AUGCUACACUGCAAUGCUGUAUCUCCACACAAAGCGUCACACUCACACGCUUAUCAGAUUAUCACACAUUUCCGUGGCACUAACACACUUUCUACAUCAUUCUACUACAUCUUUCCACAGACUUUUCUAGUACAGCCACGGACAAACAUCCAGGUCCAUCAUUCCAAAAAGCCCGCAGCCAUAGCUCCGGCUCCAUUGCAAGAUGCAUUGGGCCAACCAUUUUCCAGCAUCCUGUUGCAGGGUGGAUGUAUCGGAAAUCAUGUGCAAAGCAUUGGUGCUGUGGUGUGCAGCAGGGCGUCAAGACACAUCGCUUCUGUAGUGUACCAACACUUUGUGCAAGCAUCAGUCAUCCCCCCUUGGUUGGAAGUGCAGUGUGGUGCAAGGAUGCUUGCUCCUCCAUCAUGGAUGUUAGCUCCAGAACACACUGGAGGUGCUGAACAGGAAGCAGAGGAAGCCCGUCUCCGACAUGCUAAUACCUUUGCCGCAGCUGCAGCACGAGAUGAGGAGAUGCGGCAGUUUGUGGCUGCGGAGGCGCAGCUACGAGCACUGGCUGUUCACCCAGACUUCCACACUGACGAGGACAGGCUCCUUGCAGUCAUUGCUGAAGCCAGUGCACUUUCCGAUGGCCUCGAAGCGUCUCCGCCCACCGACUCAAAGGCAAUGGACGAUGCUCAGCGUUUGCUGAAGACAAUGCUGGGACUAUCCACAGCCUGGUUCAGGUUGGUCGGCAACGGCGGUUUCGUCGAGGGCUCUGAUGGACUUCGCGGCGCAAAGGCUUCUCAGUUCACGUUCGGAAUCGUGGAGUCCUUGCUCGCUUCUUCGUCUGGCCUGGGACCAUCAAUGACUUUGGCAUUUCAAGAACUGGGAGGUUUGGGCUUCAUGGGCAAGGCCUUGGCCAACGUGGACCAGGCAUCUUUCCCGCAUGGUCUUCAUGCACUUCGAGUUGCUGCAGCUCGGCUUGGAGCUGCAGCUAGACAGGGAGUUUGCAGCACUGAAGCCUUAACGCGUAGCAUGGAGGAGUUUCGCGGCAGCCUGCUGGAGAAGGUUUCAGGAUUUGCUUCCAGUCCCAAGCGCAGAUUCCAUAUGCCGGACCUCAAGGACAUGAUCACCAAUAUUGCUGGAGUCUUCGAUGAGGGAUACACCAGCAUUGAGGUCUUCGAGAUGAGCCGUUUACUUUCAAUGCAAUGCGCUCUUGGCCUCUUGACCUACCGCCAAGGAGAAAAAACUUCGGCAGAAGCUCUGGACUGGUUUGCAGCCUCUUUAAUUGAUUUGUUGAGCAAGCGAAGUGGGGGUGCACUGACAUCAGGCCUUUCAGUGAGAGACUGGUUGGAGGAUGCUGGAUUUUGGAAGCGACUACUGACACAGAUGGCUGCCAAAGUGCUUUUGCAGGUUCAUCCUAUCUUGACGGCCUUGCUGCACCACAGGGCUUGUUCUACUCGUCAGUUGGCUGAAUCGCUGGUGAAGGCUGGGGCUUUUACCAAAGGAUCCGUGCCAAGCCCUUGCCGUGCUGCAAUGCAAGCUUCCUUGCUCGUGGCAGCUUCCGCUUUGGACACAGAGGUGAUUCUUCAGCUGCUCGCAGACGUUUGCGAUCUUCUUGGCUUCGAUCAUCUGUCGCAUGAAGGAGUUGAUCUCACAACUCGGCUCGCCAUACUUGCGUUUCACCGCGGAUAUCAGGUAAGACUCGGAGAUGCUGCCUCUGAACGAAUGCCGGCUGCAAGUUUUUUCCUUCGUUUCUUGCAAUGGGGAUACCGCAAGGAGGGCCCGAAGGAGCCAGGACACUUCGAGGUUGUAGACUAUGCGCAAAACAUGUUGAUCAACGUGCUGCUUCAUCACCCUGCAAUGUCAGAGAUCCUGCCUGCUAUCACGGCUCAUGCUUUGGCUCUGGCCGUGGAACCAUGUGAAGGUUCUCUGCAAGCAGCCGGUCGGUGCAACAAGGCUCUAGGCGCAGUUGCACUGGCUGCUUCGAGCAUUGCGACUGUGGGGAAGGGACGCGUUUCUCCUGACACAGCAGCCGCAGUUCUUUGCAGUGCGUUCCCUCGAGUUGGCACUGCUGCGCCGUUUGAUCAAACCAACAAGGAGUACUGGGUGUCUACGUUGGUGGAUUCUUUCUGCUUGUUCCUGCGACUGCCCCAUGCAGAGAUUGCUGGGAAGGAGGUUGCAACAUUGUGGAGCCGAUUAGUUGUCAGACCGGUCUUUGGUUUGUCGGUGCCCUUUGCUGCUGCUCAGUAUUUCAAGAUGGCGUUCAUGGCGCAGCCCUCUCCUUCUGCAACCAUACUGGCUCCUUUUGUGGCCGCUCCAAAUCCACCGUAUGAGAUCAGCCUCGCCUAUGCGAGCUUUUAUCAUGCUGCUCAUGCUCAGGCUGAGGAGGAACCGCCGCCCACACCACCGUGCCGACUAUUUCCUCAGGCUGCCUUCUUUGAUCCGGAGGACAGGGACUUUGGACCUGUGCUCUCUCCGCCGCGCUUGCCACAGCCACUGCGACAUUCAAUGAGUUCUGAUGGCUAUGAUGAGAAUUGGGUGGAUCUAACCACUAGCGCUUCCAUCGCCAAGGCUGCGGCAACGGCCGGGAUCAGCAUGGCCGAGCCAUCCACAUCCGUGCCACGAAUGCGUCUGGAUCGAGUGCAGGCAGCGCACGGCUCUCAAAGCAACGGCAUAUUUGGGGAGCUAACAGUGUAUGAUGCCACUGAACGCCGCUUGUGGGACGAAUUCGACGAGCUCGGAAGAAUCGAUGACGUGGAAGCUCUUCGGCAAAGAGACGCAGCUGCCCAUCGCUGUUUGGCUGCGCUUGACAAAGAGAUCGAUACAGUUGGCCGAGCUGGGCGAGAGCUUCCCUCAGCCCUGGCUGAGGCUCGGGCAAAGUUCUCACUCCUUUGCCAGCUGGUCGAUGAAGGUGCAGGUGCAGCUGCAUGUCAGCGAAUUCGCCAAGUUGAGAAGGCCUUUGCCAAAGCAGAGGAUGAGUUGAUAGCUGCGACAUCUGUCCACCGCAGAACUUUGGCCCGCUGCCGCAGACAAGGUGAGACUCCACCCGCAGAGGACCUUUCCGCAGCCCGUACUGCCCUGAUCAGUGCACACCUGGAACUCCUAAACGAGAUUCGACUUGCUGCACAGUAUGCCCAGCUUGGAUUGGUGGAGAUUACCGGCACCCCGGGCUUUGCACGAGCGAUCCGCGCCGCUGGUCCAGCGCAUGCAGACCCACUGCUUGAAAGACUUCUGCGCCACAAGCGUUGGUGUGAUCAACAGGCAAUAAGUGAUCCAGAGGCUGCUGGAGCUCCAAGAAAUCAGGAGCCUGAGAUAACCAAGGAAGACUUCAUCGCCGCAGAGGCCUUGGUGGACAACGCGGAACUGAUAGAUCCGAGCAUGGACAACCAAAGUGCGGGCAACGGCGACAUAUCUCCUAUUGGUACGUCUGGCAGAUCAAAAUUGGUGCGAAGAAGAGUUUCCCAGGCAGUGGUUCUAAAGGCGUUUGCUCCUGAAGAGAAGGACGGCUGCUUGCAAGAGAUAAGAGCAUUGCAAAAGCUGAAAGACCAUCCAAGCGUCAUUUCUCUGUUGAAAGUGCUCAAGUCUGGAGAUGGAACGAUGUACUUGGAGCUGCCCUUUUGUUCGGGUGGAAGCAUGUUUCGGUGGUGCGAAAGGUUUGGACCUGCCAUUCUGCAGGGUGAUCCCGACACCUUCGUGAGAUGCUUGUCAAUAUGGAGGCAAAUCUGGCAGGCGAUCGGCUACCUGCACGUGGACGGUGUUUAUCAUGGACGCCUGACUCUUGACACAAUGUUACUCACAGCUGACCAGCGGCCGGUCCUUGCUGACUUCCAGAGCUGCUUGGUGACUGGCACAGGAAGGCCCACAGAGCUAAGGCGUUCCGUGCCGGACUACACGGCUCCAGAGCUUGAGGUGCAAGCUUCGGCCGUCCCAACGGCUGCAAGUGAUGUUUACUCAGCUGGAGCUGCAAUGGCCAAGGCGUUCAUGGGUGUGGAAUUAGAGGUCUCAUCCUGCCUGUACCAUCCAACGAGGGGCCAAAGAUCUUUACCUGAAGAACGUACAGAUGUGGAUUUGGUCGACCUCUUACAGCAACUCCUGGCUCAGAAUCCAGCAUCAAGGCCGUCAGCUAUGGCUGUGGCAAGCCAUAGAGCACUGGACCCAGCUGGCUUUCUGCGCCGCCGGGGACUGCUAGCAGGCUCUCAGUCUGGACUUCGAAGCCCAGCCCAAGCCUUCUUGGAGGCUGCAGAGGCACUGCGGGAAGAGUAUCGUGGGCGCCGUGUGGACGAACCAUUGAUGUUCUCGCGUGAAGCAGUCUUUGAUGCGAUCUCAGCCUCCAAGGUCGGGCAGUGGCGUGAUGACGCACUCCUUGGUGAGUGGCGUGUCAUGCUCAAUGAUGAGAGCGGUGUUGAUGGUGGUGGGCUGCGAAGAGAGGUGGUCAGCCUUUUCUUUGAGCAGUUGGAAAGCAGUAGCUUGGUUAUGCGAGCUGGUAUGGACGGCAGCGAGGUGGUAACACUCUUUGUAAACGAUCGAAGACGUGCUGACAAGAGCCCACAGCAGUGGAGACAAAUGUGGACCUCUGUCGGUGCCAUGUUGCUCCGGGCUUUGGUUCACUUUGGCAAUGCUCCCUUGGCGUUCAGCAGCGCGAUCUUUGACUGCGCAUUGGGGAGGUUUUGCAAGCUGCCACCAGACGAUGUUCCAGGUGGAGACGAUGACGAUGACGAUAUGGCAAGUGUUGAUCGCUUGCUCCAGCUGCGGGAAGAGAAAGGUGAUGACUGGGCUCGCAGUGAGUUGUUGGACUUGCUUCGCCGUUUGCGACGUGCAGACCCACAGAAAGAGGCCGGUUACCGGUGGAUGCUUUCGCAGAGGAUGCAGGAGGAACAGAAUGGAGUCAUGGUGUAUAGCUUAUCCACAGAGAGCAUGGAGACCAUUACCGCAAUGCUUGAACCACGGACUUCCUCCUUGCUGAGUCGACUUUCAAGUCCUGGUGAGGGUGGGUCAGGUGAGUCAGUGCUUCCCGAUGCAUCCUUGGAAUGGGUUCUUUUGUGGGACGUCUACUUGAAAUUCCUGGGUGGUGGGGACCGAUGGUUGGCCUAUGAAGCCUUGGCAGAUGGUUUCACUGCGCAUGGACGGCGGCAUGACAUGUGGUCCCAGAUGACAGGCGACCAGGUCCUAGAGACGCUGGAAGGUGUGGCCCUAACGGCUGAGGUGAUUUUACCCAACCUGGAGUUUAAGCCAAAUUACGGUUAUGAAACCCAGAUUCAGUUCUUCAAGAACGUCAUUGCUGCGUUCGACUCCGAAGAACUCUCAAUGUUUCUGCGGUUUUCAACAGGCAUUGGUAGGCUGCCCGCCAGCCGACGGUUCCCAGCUGGGCAGAAAUUGACUGUUCGUUUUAUGCCCGACCAGCUUGAGCACUUGCCGUCUGCGCACACCUGCUUCUGGGUGGUGGACGUUCCUCCCUACGAAGAUCAAGAAGAUAUGGCGAAGAAGCUUCGACUGGCCAUUGCUGCCCCGCAACCUUUUGCACUGAGUUAAGAAGUUUGUGCUUCCUCAUAGGUCCUGAUAUUGACUGUGUGUCACAAAUCUGGACAAACAAUUCACCUUGACUUGACAGUGCUUUACAGUGCUUUACAGUAUACUACAGUCACCUGAAGUUCAAGAUGUCGAAUGUCAUGGAGCGAUGGAGUUGUUCCAUGCGUCACAGAACGGCGACAAAGAGAUCCAGGUCUUCGGAGGUCAUGCCAUUGCUGCCCUCCUGUGACUCCUGUGACUCCUGUCACUUGGGAGGUCACAGUCACUGGUGCUCAAGGUCAACAACUUGUUAAUGCAACGC
Cladocopium goreaui is the source of this 5806-nucleotide messenger RNA. The record is from the annotation of a GenBank genome assembly. NCBI's taxonomy places the organism in Eukaryota, Dinophyceae, Suessiales, Symbiodiniaceae.